UUUCGUAGAUGAGGUACUAACGCUUAUUACUCACAGUAUUCUAUUUUCAAUUUGGGAGGUGUGGUUCAAAAAUUGAUAUGUAUUGUUUUAUAAUUUUGUACUGACAUCAAUCAAACUUAAAUAUAAUUUUUAUUUAAAAUAAAAUUAAUUUAUUUUAUUUUGAAAAUGGAUGGACUAUUACCUGCUUGUGUUAUUGAUGUGGGAACCGGUUAUACAAAACUGGGUUUUGCGGCAAAUAAAGAACCUCAAUUUAUCAUACCCUCAGCAAUUGCUAUUAAAGAAACUGCUAAAGUAGGUGACCAAUCUAGUCGUCGUUUGACAAAAGGCGUGGAAGAUCUAGAUUUUUAUAUUGGAGAUGAAGCGUUUGAUGCAACUGGAUAUGCAGUUAAGUAUCCAGUAAGACAUGGACUUGUUGAAGAUUGGGAUUUAAUGGAAAGAUUCUUAGAACAAUGUAUUUUUAAAUAUUUACGAGCAGAACCAGAAGAUCAUUACUUUUUGUUAACAGAACCACCAUUAAAUACACCAGAAAAUAGAGAAUAUACGGCUGAAAUAAUGUUUGAAUCAUUUAAUGUUCCUGGAUUAUAUAUAGCUGUACAAGCUGUUCUUGCUUUAGCAGCAAGUUGGGCUUCUAGGACAGUUACAGAUAGAACUUUAACUGGAAUUGUAAUUGAUAGUGGCGAUGGUGUUACUCAUGUUAUUCCUGUGGCUGAAGGAUAUGUAAUUGGAAGUUGUAUAAAACAUAUCCCAAUUGCUGGCCGAAACAUAACAUAUUUUAUACAAUCAUUGUUGCGGGAACGUGAAAUUGGAAUACCACCAGAACAAUCAUUGGAAACUGCAAAAGCAAUAAAAGAACGUUAUUGUUAUAUAUGUCCUGAUAUUGCAAAAGAAUUUGCCAAAUAUGAUAGUGAUCCAUCAAAAUGGAUGAAGAAAUAUGAAGGAAUUAAUUCCAUAACAAAAAAUCCAUUCAGUGUUGACGUAGGAUAUGAACGUUUUCUUGGUCCAGAGAUAUUCUUUCAUCCAGAAUUUUCAAAUCCUGAUUUUACAACACCAUUAUCGGAAAUUGUUGAUACAGUGAUACAAACAUGCCCAAUUGAUGUUCGACGGCCAUUGUAUAAUAAUAUUGUAUUAUCUGGUGGCUCGACAAUGUUCCGUGACUUUGGUAGACGUUUACAACGUGAUAUAAAACGUACUGUCGAUGCUCGUUUAAAACUUAGUGAGAAAUUAAGUGGCGGUCGUAUAACACCAAAACCAAUCGAUGUACAAGUUAUUUCACAUCAUAUGCAACGUUAUGCAGUUUGGUUUGGCGGUAGUAUGCUUGCAUCAACACCUGAAUUUUAUGAGGUGUGUCAUACCAAACAAGAUUAUGAAGAAAUUGGUCCAAGUAUAUGCAGGCAUAACGAAGUAUUUGGAACAAUGACAUAAAUUGAAAUUUUUAAAUGUUGGCAAUUCCCUUUUCCUUUCUUCCUCUUGUUCAACAUCUGCAUUUAUUAAAAAUAAUUUUGAAAAAAGAUAUUAAUAUAAAUUUGUGUAA
Chrysoperla carnea is the source of this 1531-nucleotide messenger RNA. RefSeq names its product actin-related protein 3 (gene Arp3). NCBI's taxonomy places the organism in Eukaryota, Metazoa, Arthropoda, Insecta, Neuroptera, Chrysopidae. The transcript has 4 exons. Gene Ontology annotation, molecular function: actin filament binding. Gene Ontology annotation, cellular component: Arp2/3 protein complex; actin cortical patch. The record is from RefSeq and is a predicted model, not a curated record. The coding region runs from base 166 to 1422 and encodes 418 amino acids. Gene Ontology annotation, biological process: Arp2/3 complex-mediated actin nucleation.